Drosophila montana is the source of this 881-nucleotide messenger RNA. Its product is annotated as C-type lectin 37Db-like. The transcript is spliced from 2 exons. Lineage: Eukaryota; Metazoa; Arthropoda; Insecta; Diptera; Drosophilidae. Gene Ontology annotation, molecular function: signaling receptor activity. The record is from RefSeq and is a predicted model, not a curated record. The coding region runs from base 280 to 843 and encodes 187 amino acids.
UUGACUUCGGCACUUGUUUAUAGUUAUAAAUAGAAAUUGUUAUUCUACAUAUGCCCACAAUUUAAUGUUAUUUUCCUAUAGUUAACCAUGAUAUCUGCAUCGAGACCGGUUACUUUAAAUUAGUCAUUCGUCUAAUAAAAAAUUACGAAGGCGUCAUUCUGCUGAAUGUGGUUUUAAUGUAUACGCCACACGCUAGUUGUAGCUUAUAAAAAACAGGGUGAAAUCAUAACGUAACGAAACGCCGGACUCUACGGACGACCCCUCUCCAGGAUCUUUACAAUGUUCCGGACUACUUUGGCUGCGCUUAUGAUGUUGGAAAUUUUGACGGGCUUGUCAAUAUCAGGGACUCGCAUUGCAGAACCAUCAACAGCUAUAACUAUAAGUCGGCUGGGCAUACCGGCAGGUUACAAUCCCUCGCCGUUGUUCAAGAAGUUCGGAACCGGAUAUUACUAUAUACCUGAAGCGGGAUUCGUCACCUGGUACACGGCUCUGCACAAUUGCCACAGUAUUGGUGGCCAUUUAAUAAGCCUGUCCAAAAUAGAAGCUCUUCACGAAUUGAGUAGUUAUAUUAAAAAUACGACACAUUCCACAAAUUAUUGGCUGGAUCUCACCGAUCUCGGCAAAGAAGGCCACUACGUUUCCAUGUCCAGCGGCAUGCGGCCAAGCUAUGUGGAUUGGUGUGACAAUGAAGAGCCAAUCAAUUCAAAUACCUACGAAAAUUGUGUUAAUAUCGAGAAUACGAAUUCGUCCAGGCCGUGCAUGAAAUCACUUUCUUGUGAUUUCCUUAGGAGCUAUAUUUGUCAAUCGCAUACUCCCAGAACAAUCUCAAUUGUGGUUUUGUAAAUGUUUUAUACUUAUAAGUAUUAAGCUAAGUAUUUGUU